AUAUUUUUCUUUUUUCCCUCGGGCAACUAUUGUUUCAAUGUUGCUCUUAUUAAUAUCGUCAUUAAUUUUUCUAUUUUUUGCCUAUCAUUUUUCGUGGAAAAGAAGAAAUUAUCCGCCUGGACCUACACCCUUGCCACUUGUUGGAAAUUUGUUGCAACUCCAAAAGUUUGGAUAUGAUAUUUUUCAUAAAUGGAAAAAGGAAUUCGGCCCCGUUUUCACAUUUUGGCUAGCUGAUCGACCAUUCAUUUUUAUCACUUCCUAUGAAGUUAUGAAGGAAACAUUUGUGAAGGACGGAGAUACAUUUGCCGAUAAACAACUCAAUCAAAUUGAUAAGAAAAAGCUUCAGCGAAACUAUGGUGUACUGGAUACAAAUGGAGAAAUGUGGAGGGAACACAGAAGAUUCACACUUAGCCAGUUGAGAGAUUUGGGACUCGGCAAGGAUUUGAUGCAAGAAAAGAUUCUUCUAGAAAUCGAAGAACAAUUCAAGGACAUCAAUUCACAUUUGGGGGAAGAAAUUGAUCUUCCGAGUGUACUGGACAGAGGUGUUGGGAAUGUUAUCAAUCUGACAUUGUUCAAUAAAAGAUUUGAAACGAAUCAACGCGACGAGUUUACCUACCUGAAAUCUCUUAUCGAUGGCUUACGAGAUGUUGCUUCAGAAUUUCGCUAUUUCAUUCAAUUUUUGGUUCCGUGGAGUUCAAAGAUCAUACCGGGACCUACUUUGGGGGACAAAACGAAAGGGAUGAAAGAGGAAUUGGAUGUGUUUUUUGUAAAACAAGUUGAGGAACAUCGAAAGGAAAUUGAUUUUGACACAGUGGAAAGUUAUGAUUAUGUUGAAGCUUAUCUGAAAGAGCAGAAAAAACGAGAAGCCGAUGGAGAUCAUGAGACGUUUUGCAACAAACAACUCUACGCAAUGUGUUUUGAUCUCUGGAUGGCCGGACUUCAGACAACCACAGUCACCCUUACCUGGGGAUUCUCAUUUUAUCUUCAUAACGCCGACGUACAGCUGAAAAUUCGAGAAGAGCUAGACAGAGUCAUUGGUAAUGAUAGACUUAUCACCACUGCUGAUAAGAAUUGCUUACCUUAUCUUACGGCUUUUAUCAAUGAAACUCAACGUUGCGCAAAUAUAAUUCCUUUCAAUUUGCUACACGUCGCAACUAGGGAUACUGUUAUUGAAGGAUACCCCGUGAAAAAGGGGACAGGCGUCAUUGCACAAAUUGGGACAGUCAUGUCGGAUGAGCAGAUCUUCCCCGACGCCCAUUGCUUCAAUCCGGGCCGCUUCAUUGAAAACGGCAAGCUGAAAAAAGUCGACGAAGUGAUCCCGUUCUCAAUUGGAAAACGACAAUGUUUGGGAGAAGGUCUUGCGCGAAUGGAGCUUUUCCUAUUUUUUGCAAACAUUUUCAAUCGUUAUGAUGUUCAACUAGAUUUUAGUGGAAACCUGCCGGAUUUGGACAAGUCAAAGGACAAUUUCGUGACGCCAAGGAAGUUUAAUGCGGUUUUGAAUAAGAGAUAUGUAUAGAAUUGUUGUUUACAUGUUGCAUAAGGAGUUUUCAAUGUAUCUAAAUUUUUCUAUUAUUCCCAAAAACACCCAUGAAGUUUA
Molecule: messenger RNA, 1597 nt
Organism: Caenorhabditis elegans
Lineage: Eukaryota; Metazoa; Nematoda; Chromadorea; Rhabditida; Rhabditidae
Gene: cyp-33D1
Product: CYtochrome P450 family
Exons: 6
Coding region: 38-1516 (492 amino acids)
Source: RefSeq, marked reviewed